AUGAGUCAAGUCUGCUUAUUUUUUAAGAAGAUUAUUAUACGUAUCGCUAUGGACGCCACCAAGAAUGGAUGGACGAGCGUGAGACCGGAGAGCGAUGAAGAGCGAUUCGGUAUGCGGUCGCAAGAACCGCAAACCGCCUUCGACAAGAUCGAAGCCGAGCGUAGCACUAUCGAGAUCGAUCGCGUGCUUUGGGCGUUUUGCCAGUUCGCCGACCUAGACUUCGUGGAGAAAUUGGCAGCAUCUGAUGAUGCUUGGAAGCGAGGGACCAAUCUUUCGCACGCGGCGAUGGAUGCCGUAAGGCUCUGGCAACAAAAGCCAGAAGUAAAGAACGACGUCGCAUUCUCCAACGCCGUCGUACCCGUCUCUCGCCCCCAUACUGCCUCCGGGAAAGCAUCGCGGACAAGAUCAGGACGAAGUGAGGACGGCCAAGAGGCCAGCCUUGGAAAAUCAGCGGUUGUCGCAGCUCGCUGUAAAGAUCGAGACGGCAACCUUUGUGCCGUAUCAAGGACAAAGGAUGCAGAAGCGGUUAGUAAAAUCCCUGAACGAAUUUUCACCUACUUUGCAGGUUUCUACGUUGAUGUAGGCUGCAGGCCUGCUGAGUUUGCAGUAGCACCUUCAGCGUAUCCUCGCGAUGUCUGGCGCGACGAAGCUUUCGAUGACGACGACGACGGCGACGAUGAUGCGGAUGGCGUGCCUGCUCGGGAUGUUGACGGCUGGACCCGACAACUCCCUGAAUCACCCUCCGGCUAUCAAAGCCCUCCAGCCAACGGGCUAGAGGACAUAUGCUUUGGUAAAUGA
Messenger RNA from Alternaria ethzedia, 798 nucleotides. RefSeq lists its product as uncharacterized. Bases 1 to 798 code for a protein of 265 amino acids. Lineage: Eukaryota; Fungi; Ascomycota; Dothideomycetes; Pleosporales; Pleosporaceae. The transcript is spliced from 3 exons. The record is from RefSeq and is a predicted model, not a curated record.